Equus caballus (horse) is the source of this 7650-nucleotide messenger RNA. It is a transcript of the gene COL27A1, whose product is annotated as collagen type XXVII alpha 1 chain. Gene Ontology annotation, cellular component: basement membrane. The record is from RefSeq and is a predicted model, not a curated record. Gene Ontology annotation, biological process: extracellular matrix organization. Lineage: Eukaryota; Metazoa; Chordata; Mammalia; Perissodactyla; Equidae. Gene Ontology annotation, molecular function: extracellular matrix structural constituent conferring tensile strength.
UAAAACGCCGCCUUCAGCGCCCCCUCCCCGCCCCCAGCGGAGACUUCAAAAGGCCCGGCGGGCGCCGCGGCCCCAGCACCUAUGAGCCGCCCCCCGCGCGCGGAGCCCGCGUCGGAGUCCGAGGACGCAGAGCGGCCGAAGUUCGAGCGCAGGCGGACCGGGCCGGCGGCGCAGCACCGCGCGCUCAUGCCCCUCCCGGUGCCCCUGCGCUCCGAGCGCCCGCGCCCAGUUUAGGGAAGGGGACCCCGCCCCCCCGCCCCCGCGCCCGCGCCCGGGGCUGCGGGGACCCAUGAAUACAAAUGCCGUUAGGCGCCCGAGGAAGGACCGACCGUCCAGCCUCGCACCUAGGGACCCAGGGGUUUCUCUUCACUUGGAUCUUAGUCUCGUUUGCCUGUCGCCUGGCCUCCACCCAAGGACCUCCUGAAGAUGUGGAUGUCCUUCAGCGCCUGGGCCUCAGCUGGACGAAGGCAGCAGGCGGCCGGAGCCCCCCGCCCCCGGGGGUCAUUCCGUUCCAGUCCGGCUUCAUCUUCACGCAGCGGGCCCGGCUGCAGGCCCCCACGGCCACCGUCAUUCCUGCCACCCUGGGCGCGGAGCUGGCGCUGGUGCUGAGUCUCUGCUCCCACCGGGUGAACCAUGCCUUCCUCUUCGCCGUCCGCAGCCGCAAGCACAAGCUGCAGCUGGGCCUACAGUUCGUCCCCGGCAAGACGGUGGUCCACCUGGGACCCCGGCGCUCCGUGGCCUUUGACCUCGACAUGCACGAUGGGCGCUGGCACCACCUGGCCCUCGAGCUCCGUGGCCGCACGGUCACCCUGGUGACGGCCUGCGGGCAGCGCCGGGUGCCUGUCCCACUGCCUUUCCACAGGGACCCGGCGCUCGACCCCGAGGGCUCGUUCCUCUUCGGGAAGAUGAACCCCCACGCGGUCCAGUUUGAAGGCGCCCUGUGCCAGUUCAGCAUCCACCCUGUGGCGCGGGUCGCUCACAAUUACUGUGCCCACUUGAGAAAGCAGUGUGGACAGGCUGACAUGUACCGGCCCCGGCUGGGACCCCUCCUCCCCCAAGACGCUGGCUCACCUUUCGCCUUCCAGACCGACCUUGCUCUGCUGGGCCUCGAGAACCUGACCACUGCCGCUCCAGCCCUGGGGUCGCGGCCUGCAGGCAGCGGGCCCUGGGUGACUGUGGUGCCUCCCACGCCCUCCAAGCCCCAAAGGACUAGCACCAUAGACCCCCAGCAGCGUGUCACAGUGGGAAGCCCAGCCUGGACCCCACUACCACCUGCCAAGCUGUCAGCCAGUGAAUUGCUUCCUCUCACAUCCCCAGCCUCGCCUGCCAGCAGCUCCAGAUCUGUCCAGACAUUGCGGAAGAGCACAGCCACCAAAAUGCCCAAAAGUCCCCCGACCGAGCCUACAGCCCCUUCUUCAGUUGCCCCCGUCCAAAGCCCGGGAUCCCCCCAGAAGGCAGCUCCGCCUUCCUUUACAAAGUCAGCCCGUCCCACGAAGAAGCCAGCGCUGCCCACUCCCCACCCAGCUCCUGCCAGGGUCUCCCGUCCCACCGUGAAGCCCAUCCAGAGGAACCCCGGCACGCCCAGACCUCCGCCACCCAGCGGCCGGCCCCCACCUCCCGCCACUGGCUCCUCCAAAAAGCUCGUCCCCUCCGUGGUCCAGACUGAGACCAAGAAGAGCAGUAGGGCCAGUGAGCCGGGCCCUGCCCACACCGGCACACGCAGACCUCCCCAACCCACUGUUUUGCACCCAUCACCUGCCCCCAGUCCUGGCUCCAUCAGGACCACUCGGCCACCAGCCACCCUGGCUCUUGGUUCAGCCCCCACUGGAAGCAAGAAAUCCACUGGAUCAGAAGCCACGAGGAAAGCCAGACCCAAGAGCGGCCCCCGGAAGCCCGUCCCCCUCAGACCUGGGAAGGCAGCCAGGGACGUCCCGUCGAACCCUCCGACAGCCGGGCCGAGCCCCAGACCGCCCCAGCCCAGCCCGCAGACCACCCCAGCUCCGGCGUUGGCCCCCGUGCGAUUCCCGUCCUCCAGCCCCCGGCCCAUGAGCAGUGGCUAUUCCUUCUUCCACCUGGCGGGACCCACGCCUUUCCCUCUGCUGGUGGGACCUCCGGGGCCCAAGGGAGACUGCGGUUUGCCGGGUCCCCCUGGGCUGCCUGGGCUCCCUGGACCCCCUGGGGCACGGGGGCCACGGGGUCCUCCUGGGCCUUAUGGAAACCCAGGCCUCCCUGGGCCCCCGGGAGCCAAAGGACAGAAAGGGGACCCCGGGCUCUCACCAGGAAAGGCCCACGAUGGGGCGAAGGGCGACAUGGGCUUACCUGGGCUCUCGGGGAAUCCAGGACCUCUUGGACGAAAGGGACACAAGGGCUAUCCUGGACCGGCGGGGCACCCCGGAGAACAGGGGCAGCCGGGACCUGAGGGCAGCCCAGGGGCCAAAGGUUACCCUGGCAGGCAGGGGUUACCUGGACCUGUAGGAGACCCCGGCCCCAAAGGCAGCCGGGGUUACAUUGGACUCCCAGGGCUCUUCGGCCUGCCAGGGUCCGACGGAGAGCGAGGUCUGCCUGGCGUUCCUGGCAAGAGGGGCAAGAUGGGUAGGCCGGGGUUUCCUGGAGAUUUUGGGGAGAGAGGCCCUCCUGGACUGGACGGAAACCCUGGAGAGCUGGGCCUGCCAGGACCCCCGGGAGUCCCCGGCCUCAUGGGCGACAUGGGAGUUUUGGGCCCGAUUGGCUACCCAGGACCCAAGGGCAUGAAGGGGCUGAUGGGCAGCAUGGGAGAACCCGGACUGAAAGGUGAUAAGGGUGAACAAGGGGUUCCAGGUGUGUCAGGAGAUACCGGAUUCCAAGGAGACAAGGGAAGCCAGGGACUGCCAGGGUUCCCGGGCGCACGGGGGAAACCAGGGCCUCUGGGCAGAGUUGGAGACAAAGGAUCCCUCGGGUUUCCUGGGCCCCCUGGCCCCGAGGGAUUCCCCGGAGACAUUGGCCCCCCUGGGGACAAUGGCCCAGAAGGCAUGAAGGGUAAGCCUGGAGCUCGAGGCCUGCCGGGACCCCGUGGGCAUCUGGGGCCCGAGGGAGAUGAGGGACCCAUGGGGCCACCAGGGGCCCCUGGCUUGGAGGGUCAACCCGGCAGGAAGGGGUUUCCUGGGAGGCCCGGCCCGGAUGGCUUGAAGGGGGAGCCAGGCAGUCCUGGACGGCCGGGGCCCGUGGGCGAGCAGGGACUUCUGGGAUUCAUCGGUCUGGUCGGGGAGCCGGGAAUCAUGGGAGAAAAGGGUGACCGGGGCAUGGUGGGACCCCCAGGCGUGCCCGGACCCAAGGGGUCGAUGGGUCAUCCCGGAAUGCCAGGUGGUGUUGGGACCCCCGGAGAGCCUGGACCCCCGGGUCCUCCAGGAUCUCGAGGCCCUCCGGGAAUGAGGGGAGCCAAGGGACGCCGGGGCCCCCGAGGACCAGACGGACCAGCUGGGGAGCAGGGGUCCAGGGGCCUGAAGGGCCCUCCAGGACCGCAGGGCAGACCGGGCCAGCCCGGGCAGCAGGGAACGGCUGGCGAGCGAGGGCACUCAGGCCCGCGAGGCUUUCCCGGCAUCCCUGGUCCCUCGGGCCCCCCAGGCACCAAGGGCCUCCCAGGAGAACCGGGCCCUCAGGGACCCCAGGGGCUAAUUGGCCCUCCAGGAGAGAUGGGACCCAAGGGGCCUCCAGGUGCAGUGGGAGAACCGGGCCUUCCUGGGGAAGCCGGGAUGAAGGGGGACCUUGGGCCUCUGGGCACCCCUGGGGAGCAGGGCCUCAUUGGGCAGCGGGGAGAGCCAGGCCUCGAGGGUGACAGUGGCUCUGCGGGGCCCGACGGGCUGAAGGGCGACAGGGGUGACCCCGGGCCUGAUGGUGAACGUGGCGAGAAGGGCCAGGAGGGGCUGAAGGGUGAGGAUGGGCCCCCCGGGCCCCCUGGCAUCACUGGUAUCCGGGGUCCUGAAGGAAAACCAGGGAAACAAGGCGAGAAGGGCAGGACCGGAGCCAAGGGUGCCAAGGGCUACCAAGGACAGCUGGGUGAGAUGGGCGUCCCUGGAGACCCCGGACCCCCUGGCACCCCAGGCCCUAAAGGGUCCCGGGGCAGUCUGGGACCAACGGGUGCUCCGGGACGGAUGGGGGCCCAAGGAGAACCGGGACUGGCUGGUUACGAAGGACACAAAGGUGUCAUAGGACCCCUCGGACCUCCUGGACCAAAGGGCGAGAAGGGGGAGCAGGGCGAGGACGGCAAGGCCGAGGGGCCCCCCGGGCCACCUGGAGAUCGGGGCCCCGUGGGUGAUCAAGGAGACCGCGGGGAGCCAGGGGACCCCGGAUACCCUGGACAGGAGGGUGUCCAAGGCCUCCGUGGAAAUCCGGGCCAGCAGGGCCUACCCGGGCAUCCAGGACCCCGGGGUCGACCGGGACCUAAAGGAUCGAAAGGGGAAGAGGGACCAAAGGGAAAACAAGGCAAGGCCGGGGCACCAGGACGGAGGGGGAUCCAGGGCCUGCAGGGGCUGCCGGGGCCUCGGGGCGUGGUGGGGAGACAGGGCCCCGAGGGCGUCGCUGGACCAGAUGGGCUUCCUGGCAGGGACGGUCCAGUGGGACAGCAGGGGGAGCAGGGAGACGAUGGGGACCCUGGCCCCAUGGGCCCUGCUGGGAAGAGAGGAAAUCCAGGGGUGGCCGGCUUGCCUGGAGCCCAGGGGCCCCCAGGAUUCAAGGGUGAAAGUGGGUUACCUGGGCAGCUGGGUCCUCCUGGCAAGCGGGGGACAGAGGGCGGAACAGGGCUUCCCGGGACCCAGGGGGAGCCCGGAUCCAAAGGCCAGCCGGGUGACUCCGGCGAGAUGGGCUUCCCAGGAAUGGCCGGCCUCUUCGGACCCAAGGGCCCCCCUGGAGACAUCGGCUUCAAAGGCAUCCAGGGCCCUCGGGGGCCCCCUGGCCUGAUGGGAAAGGAGGGCAUCAUCGGGCCCCUUGGAAUCCUGGGACCUUCAGGACGCCCGGGUCCGAAGGGCGACAAAGGCAGCCAAGGGGACUUGGGAUUGCAAGGUCCGAGGGGUCCUCCCGGCCCCCGAGGGCGGCCCGGCCCACCGGGUCCUCCAGGAAGCCCCCUCCACUUUCAACAAGAUGACCUUGGGGCAGCUUUCCAGACGUGGAUGGACACGAAUGGAGCACUGAGAGCAGAGGGUUACAGCCAUCCGGACCGGCUGGUGCUGGACCAGGGCGGGGAGAUCUUUAAAACCUUACACUACCUCAGCAACCUCAUCCAGAGCAUUAAGACGCCCCUGGGCACCAAAGAGAACCCCGCCCGGGUCUGCCGGGACCUCAUGGACUGCGAGCAGAAGAUGGUGGAUGGUACCUACUGGGUGGAUCCAAACCUUGGCUGCUCAUCCGACACCAUUGAAGUCUCCUGCAACUUCACACAUGGUGGACAGACGUGUCUCAAACCCAUCACGGCCUCCAAGGUCGAGUUUGCCGUCAGCCGGGUCCAGAUGAAUUUUCUGCACCUCCUUAGCUCUGAGGUGACGCAGCAUAUCACCAUCCACUGCCUUAACAUGACCGUGUGGCAGGAGAGCACCGGACAGACCCCAGCCAAGCAGGCCGUGCGCUUCCGGGCCUGGAACGGGCAAAUCUUUGAAGCCGGGGGUCAGUUCAGGCCGGAGGUGUCCGUGGAUGGCUGCAAGGUCCAGGAUGGCCGCUGGCAUCAGACGCUCUUCACCUUCCGGACCCAGGACCCCCAGCAGCUGCCCAUUGUCGGCGUGGACAACCUCCCUCCUGCCUCAUCUGGGAAGCAGUACCGCCUCGAAGUUGGACCUGCCUGCUUCCUCUGACCUCUGACCUCCUGGCUCCUCUAGGCCUCGUGGGGGAGGGAAGAGGAAGAGGCUGCAAAGGGAGGGUACCUAGGGGCGGGUGAGCCCAGGAGAGGUAGCUCCCCCGCCCCGGCAUCCUUGGGCAGGCCCCAGCUGUUGUCUGCCCAGUAGAAGUGGCCUGGGCAGGGGGAGGGGUGGGUGGGUAGCAGGGCCCCGGGUGACGUUGGGAACAGUGGAUCCCAGCUUAACCCCAAAGACCAACCAAAGAGCCAGCCAGAGCAAGCUGGGCCUGCAACCCGCCUGAGCCCCGCGGCCUGUCUCCCAGCUCUGCGGCCACCCCCUUCUCUCCCAGCUUCCUGCCCAAAGAGCCCCACGUUCCAGCUCGAGGGAAGGGGGCGUCUCGUCCGCUGGUCCCUGUGGGGGCGCUUUGAUGUGCAAUAUUAGAGAGGAGACAUGAAAAAGGAGAAAAGGAAAGAAAGAAGUAUAUAUAUUCUAUUUAAACAAACACAAAGGAGGUGCGUUCCUAUUUUUUUCACCAGAGAAACAGGUGAGAGAGAGAAUGAACAGCCAGAGGGUGGGAAGCGGCGGGGGCGAAGCGAGAUCCUCGGAGCUGGGGGGCCACGCGUGCUACCUCCCACUGUGAAACCCCUGGUGCUCGCAAUUGUCUCGUAGCGUUUGUGAUUUUUUUAAGGAAAAAAAAAAACCUAUUUAAGAUUCUGAAGGUGCUAGCAUUUUUGCCACAGACUUUGAAGCAACACGUUGAUGUGGGGUUAUCAGCCACAUUUUUCUCUCUCCUCCAAAUGACCAAGUUUGGGGACGUUUUCGAUUUUCCUGCCAUCACCCUUGUGCUCAUCAGGUAAUCUGCUAAGGAGGGGAAAAAAAAAAAAAAAAGGAAAAAGAAAAAAAAAAAAAGCAAAGCAAAAAAAUACCAAAAAAAACUACCAGAAACAGAAGUAGAAGGAUUUUACCUUUUAACUUAUAGACGUUGAAACGUUUGUCGUCUUGAAGGCAGGGGGUGGUCUGAGCUUGAAGCAUUGUGACUUGGCCUUUCACGGCCCUGCAAGGAAGUCAGGCUUGUCUUGGAGGGAGCGAUCGAGACUGGAGAAUCCUGGGAGAAGUCUUGACCUUGAGGAAACCAGUGAGCAGAGUUGGGUCAGGGCUGGCCUUGGAGGUGGAAUAGAAAUAUGGAACCGUCUCCCGGAGCCGCAUACCAUCCCCCAAGGUCCUCCCAUCCAGGAGCUCGUCCUUCCAAGAUGCAAUCAUCACUCUUGCUUUUUCGUUGUCAUUAAAUUCUGUAGAAACCCAGCGUCAUUAGCUGCCAAUGUAAACGUGGGCUGAGAAACAGUAAUUAUGGGAAUCUCGGAGUUCAGCAUCAUAGCGGUCCUCAGUGUCGUCUGAAUUGUCCUGUCUCAGCGAACCAGUCAACAUCCAGGUUGAUUUUGAGAUGAUUUUAACUAUGGAAUUAUUUUUAUAGAAGGGGAAAUUUUAUGUGAAAGCCUAUUUGUGUCUUUUUUUUUUUUUCUAAAGUUGUGUCUUUGGGAAUUGGAUUUGAUUUUCAUUAUUUAAUACCUCACUCUGGCCCACCCUCCCCACCGGACACUUCCUGUCUCCUCGCCCUCCUGCCCCAGCCCGGAUGCUCCCCGUGGAAGUGCGUUUUGGUAGCAGCUCGGGCCUCAUCUCAGUGCUCGGUGUCCGCACGCCGCCAGUCUCAACCUGGCCUCUGUCUCGUUCUUGGGUUUUUCUGCUGUCCUCGUUGAUGUCUCUGUCCACGUCAGUGUGUUAAAAGCCCAGUGGGUUCCAUUUCUCCUUUUCCCUUCUGGAUUUUAAAUAAAUAUUUAAAACUGAGGCAAUGGAA